Messenger RNA from Hirundo rustica (Barn swallow), 1242 nucleotides. It is a transcript of the gene TCIM, whose product is annotated as transcriptional and immune response regulator. Gene Ontology annotation, cellular component: cytosol; nucleus. Lineage: Eukaryota; Metazoa; Chordata; Aves; Passeriformes; Hirundinidae. Gene Ontology annotation, biological process: endothelial cell activation involved in immune response; negative regulation of Notch signaling pathway. Gene Ontology annotation, molecular function: Notch binding. The record is from RefSeq and is a predicted model, not a curated record. The transcript has a single exon. Bases 67 to 387 code for a protein of 106 amino acids.
CCUUUAAAUACCAGCCCUGGAGCCUGCACAGCACCCGUUCCUCGACUGGAGCCCAGGGCCACAUCGAUGAAAACAAAGACAAGCUCCAGCGCUCCAGCCAUGUCCACGUCGCUGCGAGUGAGCCCCUCGGUGCACGGCUACCGCUUCGACACGGCCCUGCGCAAGAAAGCCGCGGCCAACAUCUUCGAAAGCAUCAACGAGGCGUCCCUGCAGAAACUCUUCAAAAACUCCGGAGACAAGAAGGCGGAUGAGAGAGCCAAGAUAAUCCUCGCCACCGACCAGGACAUGGAGGAAAAAACGAGAGCACUAAUGGCACUAAAGCAGAGGAGAAAAGACAAACUGCUCCAGUUCCUGACAUUUCGGAAAUACUCCAUUAAAGUUCACUGAACUGGCGGAGGGAGCCGAAAUGGAGAACAUUUUGUGACGGGACAGUUUGUGACCUCCUAGCACGCUCGGCGUGCUCCGCUGCCCCGUGGGGACCUGGCAGUCCCGGCACAGGGCUCCAGCCCCGCCGCAGACUGCGAGCUGGCGUCGCUGUGGGCAGCAGCACCGGUGCCCACGGCACAAGGGUGCCCGCGGCACAUCGCUGUGGUCGGCGCUCUGGUGGCCAGAGGCUCGCAGAGAGAGAGCAGCUCCCUGCGGGAGGCGGACGAGCUCCUCCGGGACCGGGCUGGGGGAGACCCACACGCCCGGCUGGGACUCGGGACCCUCUGAUGGACUUGGUGCUCACGGACUUGACCCUUUGGUCAAGGGUGCUUCGCCUUUCCAGCCUCGUUUCCGAGCCCGUGCAGAGCUGCGGCUGGCGGGAGGCUCUGCAGAGCGAGCAGCUGCUGCUCACGGUCACUUUGCGUUUGUUAAAUGCACCCAAAGGCACCGUGUGGUGCAGAAACUGCAGCCGUCCAGGAACGCAUUUGCUCCAGAGACACUCUGCACAACUGUUCCUUUCCUUCCCAAGCUGUUUGUGUGCAGUAAAAGUCGUUUGCACAGAAGAAAUAAUAAUGACAGGUUUCCCUGAAUUUACUGUGAAGUUCCCUAAUAUUGUGUUCACUUACCACUAAUACUAAGAAUCUAAAUAUAAUAACUACGGUUCUUCUCUGUGUAGGUUACAGUCACUAUUAGAUGAGUAUUUACUUCAUGGCAAUAUUUUAUGACAAUGUCAUUAUUAUAUCGACUAUAAUUUAUUGCAUACAGUGAUGUGAAAACUAAUAAAUUAUGAAGUAAAUAUAAAUUACCUUGUCUGAA